AUGGCGGGAUCUUGCACAACAUCGGUAAAUAUUAAAGAGCCGCGCCACUGCACUCGGCACAGACGCACGCCACACGCCAAAAUGAUCCACCACGCCGCCAUUGUUUGCACCGUACUCCUAGCCAGCCAGUGCUUGGCAAAUCCAGUGGCGGAUCCUGAUCCUUUCGGCACCCAUCGAACACACGUGCGCAUUCACGUGCCAUACGAGGUCCACACCCUGCACCAUCACCACAUCGAAAAAGUGCCUGUCAUCAAGGAAGUGCCGGUCAUUAGGGAGGUUCCCGUCGUGAAGGAGGUGCCGGUUAUCAAGACAGUACCAGUUUUUAAUACCGUGCACGUACCUGUCGUGAACACCGUGGCGGUGGAAAAACCAGUAUUCAUACCGUACCACGUAAAGGAAUCCCUGUGGCAC
Messenger RNA from Iphiclides podalirius (scarce swallowtail), 411 nucleotides. The record is from the annotation of a GenBank genome assembly. Lineage: Eukaryota; Metazoa; Arthropoda; Insecta; Lepidoptera; Papilionidae.